AUGGACGACACCCGACUCAUAACUGAGGUGGAAAAGUACAACGUUCUGUAUGACCCUCAACAUUACCUGUAUAAGGAUGUCGUGGCAAAGGAGAAGGCAUGGGAUGCUGUGGCUUCAGCUGUUCGUGCUGAUGUGAGUGACUGCAGGAAAAGGUGGAAGAUUCUCCGUGAUGCAUUUGGUCGAAACCGGAAGCAAAAAAAAAUGCCCAGUGGUUCUGCUGGUGGAACCAUUAAGGAAUGGAGAUACGAGAAAGUUAUGUCUUUCCUGCUGCCACACAUGCAAGCCAGAAGUUCCAGAAACACUCUGCAGCCAGAGGAGGAAGUACCGUUGGAUAUGACUGUGACUGAGGAGGAUUUGGAUCCUGAGCUCUCAGAACUCUCAAGUCCACCGUCCACAUUCAUGACAGUACAAGGCUUUGCAACCCCAACUCCCUCAGCUGGUCAGAGAUCUGCCACCCCCACACCACCCUUAACAACCACAAGAUCUGCCACACCCACACCACCAAUUUCAGCUCAGAGAUCUGCAACCCCCACACCACACCCAAGAGUUCAAGCUUUAAAGGAUGAAAGUCAGCAGCCAAGACAGAAGUGGAGGAGAACUGUUGUACCCAAUCCAACAGAGCAGCAACUGUUAGACAUUAUAACACAACCUACCACAUCAUCCCCACCAUACAUUCCAAGACAGGAGGAUGAGAUGUAUUACUUUGCCAUGAGUUUAGUGCCUAAACUAAACAGGCUGCAUCCCAGACUCCAAACCAGAGCUCAAAUUUACAUACUCAACUAUUUGUCAGACUUACAAUUUGAAGAAGAAAAUCUGAGACAGCAACACUCAACAACACCCACAGGCCUGACAAGUCCAAGCUGCCGUUGA
Ictalurus furcatus (blue catfish) is the source of this 870-nucleotide messenger RNA. RefSeq names its product transcription factor Adf-1-like. Gene Ontology annotation, biological process: regulation of transcription by RNA polymerase II. The transcript has 3 exons. Bases 1 to 870 code for a protein of 289 amino acids. Gene Ontology annotation, cellular component: transcription regulator complex; nucleus. The record is from RefSeq and is a predicted model, not a curated record. Lineage: Eukaryota; Metazoa; Chordata; Actinopteri; Siluriformes; Ictaluridae. Gene Ontology annotation, molecular function: DNA binding.